AGCGUACAAUAGAAUUGUGUAUUGUGUAUAUUGGUCCAUGUACAAGGAAGUUUAUUUAUACUCAAAAUCACGUUCUUCAAAUUUACAUACGCAUACUUUUUUUAUAACAAUUAUAUAGAAAAUUCUAAAAACAUUAAAACACAUGUUUAAAAUGUUAUAUCAAUCGUAUUCACUGAAUGCGUUAGACUUUUCGAUAUAACCUAAAAAUAUAUAAACUUUAAUAAAACGAAGUCUUACUAUUCUUUUUUAUUCAUGUGGUUAUUGUAGAAAUAUUUUAAUUAAUUUAAUGCAUAUUAUUAUUUAUUAAAUGAAGUUGUAUUGAAUAAAUGUAAAUCUCUUCAAAUCAAAGUUUAAAAGACACAUACAAAUAUGGCUCGUAAUGCUGAAAAGGCUAUGACCACCCUUGCGAGGUGGAGGGCAGCUCAAAGUAACGAAGGAGCUAGAAAAGAACAAGAAAGAAGACCUUAUUUAGCCUCCGAGUGUCGAGAUUUGAGAAAAGCUGAGAAGUGGAGAAUGCAAAUCAUUAGAGAAAUUGCAAAGAAGGUUGCUCAGAUACAAAAUGCUGGUUUAGGAGAAUUUCGAAUUCGUGAUCUAAACGAUGAAAUUAAUAAAUUGCUUAGAGAAAAGAGACAUUGGGAAGCACAAAUAAAAGAACUCGGAGGACCAGAUUAUUCUCGUGUAGGACCACGAAUGCUGGAUCACGAAGGACGAGAGGUACCUGGAAAUCGUGGUUAUAAAUAUUUUGGUGCUGCAAAAGAAUUACCAGGAGUGAGAGAACUCUUUGAACAAGAACCUCCACCACCCCCUCGUAAAACACGUGCAGAAUUAAUGAAAGAUAUAGAUGCCGAUUAUUACGGAUAUAGAGAUGACGACGACGGAAUUUUGUUACCGUUGGAGCAAAAAGCGGAACAUGAAGCAAGAGACAAAACUAUAGAAGAAUGGCUACAACAGAAGAAUAAAGAAUCAGAUUCAGAAGAAGAAAUAGAAACGACUUCACAAAAACCUAUUCCAUCGCAGCAAGAUAUACAAGAAGCAUUACUUGCAAGAAAAAAGAGAGAACUAUUGGAGAAAUAUGUUCUCUGACUGACACUUUAUUUUUUAUGCUCUUAAUAACAACUAUUCAUAAAUUUAUUUAAUUGUAUCAGAGUACAUUUUUAUAAAACGCGAUAAAUAUAAUUAUUUAUUUGUAAGUAUGUAAUAACAUUGAUCAAGGUAAUUAUUUUGUGCAGUAGACGUUUAAACUUUAAUCGUUACUUAUCGAGAAAAGGGUGCUGUAGAUAAAAUAUAAAUAAAAAUCCGAUGAGAUAGUCUGUUUAUAA
Molecule: messenger RNA, 1319 nt
Organism: Vespula pensylvanica (western yellowjacket)
Lineage: Eukaryota; Metazoa; Arthropoda; Insecta; Hymenoptera; Vespidae
Product: pre-mRNA-splicing factor ISY1 homolog
Exons: 4
Coding region: 370-1083 (237 amino acids)
Biological process (GO): generation of catalytic spliceosome for second transesterification step; mRNA 3'-splice site recognition
Cellular component (GO): Prp19 complex; post-spliceosomal complex; catalytic step 2 spliceosome
Source: RefSeq, a predicted model, not a curated record